AUGGUGUCGAUCGCACUAAUACUGGCCAUAGGCUCGAGCCUCGCCGCUGCGCAGUCUACACCACUUCCUCCAGAGCCUGAAGCUUUUCACAUAAUUGAGCUGCCUCUACCGCCAGUCGCUCCCAGCACCGAUGAGGGCGCUUGCACGACUACCAUCAACCCUCGUGGCACCGGCUGCAUUGCCAAGGCCGUAGGCGAGUUUCAAGCGGGAGACUUCACGACCGAUGGCAACAAUGUCAUCGCCAACGUCGAGUUUAUCGGAGCUCCUCAGGGCGGCAUUUACACCGGCGAGCAGCUCAUUCUCAUCAAAGCUGAUGGAACCAACUUCACCAACGGAGACCCCUGGAAAUGCCUGAGCUGCGGUGUUCCUGCGGCAAACGCCGUGUCCUUGGAUGCUCAACGAGACUAUCCUCACGUUUUCCGGGAUGGUACCAAGGCUUUGUGGGGACACAACAUUCUCGACUGCGCGGGGGAGCUCCUGGAAAGCGAUGCCUGCACUGCAAACCAGACUCACAUAUACCCGAUUCACUGGAAUACCGCUGUUGACGGCUCCGGAAAGGGCGGGAGUCCCCGCGAGCUUCGUCUUCAUCCGGAUGAUACCCACAUGGGUUGGAGCUCUUUCACCAAUACUGGAGGACAAUUCGCCUAUUUUGGCCGUCUGGAGUUCAAUGCUGAGCCCACGGUUGGCGAACCGUUGGCGCCUCGUUAUGAUCUAGUUGAUGUCAGCCUCCUCGUUGAUCCAACUCGCUAUGAGCCAUACACCGUCAACGGAAGCGAUUUAACGAUCCAUGAAGACACCAUCAACGUCGGCGAGCUGCGUGGAUUCAGCGGGAACGGAGACGAGAUCACCUACAUCGGCAACCCCAGAGAGUCUAACAACAUCGACCUUUUCGCCGUACAUCUCGAGACCGGUGCCGUCCGCAGACUGACCAGCCACCCCGAGUACGCUGAUCCCAUGGCCUUCUCAGCUGACAGCGAUUGGUUCAUUGCCAUGGACACCCGCGGUACCGACCGCCAGAUGUGGAUGUCCGGUAUGCGCGGGAUACCCCCUUUAGUUGACUUGGUGGCGGUCACCGUCGCAUCCUCCACUCGUAACAACGGACCUCGUCGUUUCUUCCAGCCAAUCUUGAUCGACCGUUAUGGUGAUCGCGGUGAUUACUUUGGACAACAGGUCAAUGCUGCGGGUGAUGGUACCAACGGUGCAGUCAAUGAUCCGAACUGGAACGGCAGAGCAGACCCAGCAUUUUCCCUGGACAGCACCAAAAUUGUGUACUGGCAGGCUCUUGUCGUUUCCCCCUCAUGUGGCGGAGACAACCCCCUCCCUUGCCCCGAAUCGACUGCUCAGGGAGGGCGAGAGUACCGGAUAAUGCUGGCUCAUCGAACUGGCCGUGAGGCCACAAGUCCCGCGCCGGUGUACGACGUCCCCGACCAGAUUCCAUGGGCAACCCCCUUUCCUCCCGGUGCUUCUGUUCCAGAUCAGUUCUCGAUCGACCCUGGUAACUACACCCUGCACGGCAAGUUCUCCGGGCUCGCCGAUGUCAGCAUCACGGCCGACGCUAGCAGUGUGAGUGGCUUGGGCAGAGUGUCUGUGAAUUACACUAGCUUUUCCGACGACGGUGAACACAUCCUCAACGGGCAUGAGGAUGUUGCCGUGAAGGUCUUGCUUCCGAAUUUCUGGACCAAUCAGGUUGAUUGGGUUUCUGACAUUGUUCAGUCUGGACUCGUCAACGCAACCAAGAAGACGAGCCCUGGGGGAUUUCAUCUGGUGAUCGAUGCGGAGGUCAAUAUUUUCAACGCUAAUGGGUCAUUGACGACGACGAUUGAUGGAGUAGAGUACAAGCAGCCUGCCAAUGGCACCUAG
Messenger RNA from Colletotrichum karsti, 1860 nucleotides. RefSeq lists its product as uncharacterized. NCBI's taxonomy places the organism in Eukaryota, Fungi, Ascomycota, Sordariomycetes, Glomerellales, Glomerellaceae. The record is from RefSeq and is a predicted model, not a curated record. Bases 1 to 1860 code for a protein of 619 amino acids. The transcript has a single exon.